This is a messenger RNA of Entrophospora candida, 226 nucleotides long. The record is from the annotation of a GenBank genome assembly. Lineage: Eukaryota; Fungi; Glomeromycota; Glomeromycetes; Entrophosporales; Entrophosporaceae.
AUGCUUGUUCUCAUAAACUAUGCAAUUUUCGAUGUUAAAGUUUCUCCAUUUAUAAAAGGAAGAAGCCCCAUUUCAAAACUCCCGCUUAUUGACGAAACUAUAACAGAAUUAAUCGUUCAAUUAUCACCAUCAUCAGAUGUAUCGAAAGCUAAUCAAACUCUUUCGGCGAAUUCUUUGAAAAAAGCUAUAGAAUGCAGAGACAUGAUGUGUGCAUUUAAGGAUUUUG